CGGCGGCGUCGGUGGCGACGCGAACGAGAGAGAGGCCCGGGCGCGGGCGGUGGAGGAGGAGCCCGAGCCUCGGUUCUCUAACCAUGGCACAGGUAGAGAAACGAGGGGGUUUGCUCCGGAAAUCUUCAGCAUCCAAAAAGCCACUGAAGGAAAAAGUAGUGUUGAUGUAUGAUGAAAUCUUCACGGCAGAGGAUCCCAGUAAGUGCAGUCCUCGAUUUUGGGAGGAACUCUUUCUCAUGAAGGUGAAUUUAGAGUACCUAGAAAGCAAGCUGGAAUCUCUUGAUGGUGAAGAGUUAAUGAAGAUCAAGGACAAUAUUAAUUGCUUGUUUCAGCACUGUAUUCAGGCUCUGGGAGAAGAGCACCCAAUUCGAGUUGUCAAUGCAUUACAGACCUUAUGUGCACUUAUUCGAGGAGUCCAUCAAAAGAAUAAGUCUACCUCUGGGUUUGAUAUUAUCAACAUAUUGAUGGGCUUUGACAAGGCGGAGCUGUGCAUGAAGAAUUUGAUGGAGAGCUUGGACUCAUUGCUUUGCUCAGAAGGUUCUGAAAGUCUGAAGAGUUUAUGUUUGAAGCUUCUUCUUUGCUUAGUAACCGUGACAGAUAACAUCAGCCAGAACACUAUCCUGGAGUAUGUAAUGAUCAACAGCAUAUUCGAAGCAAUUUUACAAAUACUCUCCCACCCUCCAAGUCGCAGGGAGCAUGGGUAUGAUGCAGUUGUCCUCUUAGCAUUGCUGGUGAACUACAGAAAAUAUGAGUCUGUGAAUCCUUACAUUGUGAAACUAUCUAUUGUGGAUGAUGAGGCUACGCUCAAUGGAAUGGGGCUUGUGAUUGCUCAGGCUUUAUCUGAGUAUAAUAGGCAGUAUAAAGACAAAGAAGAAGAACAUCAGAGUGGAUUUUUCUCUGCUUUAACAAAUAUGGUGGGCAGCAUGUUCAUAGCAGAUGCUCAUGAGAAGAUCUCAGUACAAACCAAUGAGGCCAUCCUUCUGGCACUUUAUGAAGCUGUUCAUUUAAAUCGCAACUUCAUUACAGUGUUAGCCCAGAGUCAUCCAGAAAUGGGCUUGGUGACGACUCCUGUCAGUCCUGCUCCAGCAACCCCUGUCACACCACUUGGGACCACUCCGCCCUCUUCUGAUGUUAUAAGUUCUGUGGAACUCCCACUGGAUGCCGAUGUACAGACCAGUAAUCUCCUGAUAACUUUUCUAAAGUACAGCUCCAUCGUUAUGCAGGACACCAAAGAUGAGCACCGACUUCACAGUGGCAAGCUUUGUUUGAUUAUCCUUACGUGUAUUGCAGAGGACCAGUAUGCCAAUGCAUUUUUGCAUGACGACAACAUGAAUUUUCGAGUAAACUUGCAUAGAAUGCCCAUGAGACACAGGAAGAAGGCAGCAGACAAGAACCUGCCCUGCCGCCCACUAGUAUGUGCAGUAUUGGAUCUGAUGGUAGAGUUUAUUGUAACACACAUGAUGAAGGAGUUUCCUAUGGAUCUCUAUGUACGCUGCAUUCAGGUAGUACAUAAGCUGCUUUGCUAUCAGAAGAAGUGUAGAGUACGUCUGCAUUACACCUGGCGGGAACUCUGGUCAGCCUUGAUAAAUUUGCUGAAGUUUCUUAUGUCAAAUGAGACCAUCCUUUUGGCCAAGCACAACAUUUUUACCUUGGCCCUUAUGAUUGUGAACCUAUUUAAUAUGUUUAUCACUUAUGGGGACACCUUCCUGCCCACCCCCAGCAGCUAUGAUGAACUCUACUAUGAGAUUAUUCGAAUGCACCAGAGCUUUGACAACCUGUACUCCAUGGUCCUGAGGCUUUCUACCAAUGCAGGCCAGUGGAAAGAAGCAGCUAGCAAAGUGACCCAUGCACUGGUUAAUAUCAGAGCCAUCAUCAACCACUUUAAUCCCAAGAUUGAGUCCUAUGCUGCUGUGAAUCACAUAUCCCAGUUGUCAGAGGAGCAGGUGCUGGAGGUGGUUCGCGCCAACUAUGAUACCCUCACGCUGAAGCUGCAGGAUGGCCUGGACCAGUAUGAACGCUACUCGGAGCAGCAUAAGGAAACCGCCUUCUUCAAAGAGCUGGUCCGCUCUAUCAGCACCAACGUCAGGAGGAACCUGGCCUUCCACACACUCAGCCAGGAAGUGCUGCUCAAGGAGUUCUCCACUAUUUCCUGAGACCACGCAGCCUUCAGCAGCCACUGACUGUCCUUACCCACAAGGGGAGAGGGGCUGUCCCCCAGACUGGAGACCACACAGACACUGAGUCUCUCGGGAUGGCAGCAGAGCUGGUACA
Molecule: messenger RNA, 2271 nt
Organism: Suncus etruscus (white-toothed pygmy shrew)
Lineage: Eukaryota; Metazoa; Chordata; Mammalia; Eulipotyphla; Soricidae
Gene: ARMH3
Product: armadillo like helical domain containing 3
Exons: 26
Coding region: 84-2153 (689 amino acids)
Biological process (GO): regulation of Golgi organization
Cellular component (GO): cytosol
Source: RefSeq, a predicted model, not a curated record